AGACACUAUAUCGCCAGUAUUCUCGCGCUGCUAGAGAUCAAGUCGCUAAGAUGGAUGUCCAACUCUACGUGUACGACCUCUCCAAGGGUCUUGCACGUAGCAUGUCGAUGCAGUUUCUAGGAACCCAGAUUGACGCCGUAUACCACACAUCUAUCGUUUUUGAAGGGAUAGAGUAUUACUUUGGGCAGGGUGUGCAGACCUGUCGUGCUGGGGCGACGCAUCAUGGAAGGCCCAUGGAAGUCGUCAAGCUUGGACAGACGGCGCUGCCCAUCGAGGUGAUACUGGAAUAUCUGGAGUCACUCAAGACGAUCUACACCCCCGAAUCCUACGACCUGUUCAUGCACAAUUGCAACAACUUCUCGAACGACUUCGCCAUGUUUCUAGUCGGCAAAGGCAUACCGAACCACAUUACCUCCUUGCCUGAGACGGUACUCAGUACACCAUUCGGGCAGAUGCUCAGGCCUCAGAUCGAUGCGGCGAUGCGACCGAUAACCCAGGCGCCUACUCCCCAACCCGUCGAUCCUCGACCGCAAGUCGCGAACUCGGGCAUGCAAAAUGGGACAUCAGGUGCUGGCGGUGCUCUAGCAGCGAGCACAGGGAAAGUCAACAACGUAACCUCCAUACGAGAUGUAGAUCGCCUGCUCGCCCUCGCAGAGGACCGUUGCGCUAUCAUCUUCUUCACAAGCUCUACUUGCGCGCCCUGCAAGCUCGUUUAUCAGCCGUAUGACGACCUCGCUGCGGAAGCAGGCACCAAGUGCGUCUUCAUCAAGAUCGACUUCAGCCAUGCCGAGCGCUCCAUCAACGCGCGCUAUCCGCAAGUUCGCGCAACGCCUUCCUUUAUCACAUACGUGCGUGGUCAGAAACGCGAUGAAUGGAGUGGAGCCGACCCCCGACAACUGCGCAGUAACGUAGAGAUGCUGCUCAACGCUACAUUCCCACCGCAUGCGCAUCUAUCGAUGAGCACUCCAACGUUGCUGCGACAGAGUCAGCGCCCUGUUGUUUUCGCAAAGGUCCCACCGCUCGAGAAGCUGGUAGCGAAGAUGGGAGACACCGGCAAGGAUCCCGCAGUAUCUUCCAUCGUAUCCUUCAUCUCAACUCGAGAACGUCAUGGAGCAAUCGAAGCCCCUCUCACCAAACUCCCCCAAUUCGCCUCUUUCCUCCGAACUAGCACAUCUACUCUCCCCCCCGAACUUCUCUUCACCGCGCUAGACCUCCUAAGAAUCACUCUCUCCGACGUCCGCGUAGCUGGAUUCUUCGCCGAAGAGCACAAAGGCGCAACAGGCACUCCAGCAACAAUCCACCACCUCCUCCACCACGUCAACGACCUGGGAGCGUCAGCACCAUACCCGCUCCGCCUCACAACACUGCAUCUGUGCUGCAAUCUCUUUACAUCUCCCCUCUUCGUCCCCCACCUCCUCUCUCCCCCGCUCUCCUCAACGCUAAUCUCCAUCCUCACUACCGCGCUCCUCGACGAUAAACACCCUGCACUUAAAGCUUCCGCACUGAGUCUGGCAAUGAAUAUCUCGUCCGCCAACCACCAGGUGCGCAUGAAGAAGUACAGCGCUAACCCCACGUCCUCGCUGCCCGACGAGUCGGAACUCGACGACGCGGAGCAAGUUGAGCUCCUUGCCUCUCUGUUAGAAACGCUGGGUGCCGAGGAGCAGUGGAGCGAGAAUAAGAACAUGGCGCUGAUUUGCACGGGCUGGCUGGCGUACGCAGCGGAUAUGGACGGCGAGUUGAGGGACUUGUGGAAGGUCAUGGAUGCUGCUGGGACGGUGGGGAACAGUGCUGCGAAGGCUGCGGAGGAUCGCAUGUUGGUUGGUGAGGUGAGGAGGUUGUUGGAGGUUUAGAUAGGGGGGUUUGGCUGGGAUGGUGCGGAUACCCUUGUAUAGAUGGUUAGACAUGAUUGAAUAGAUUUUGGCGUGUUGUAUGAGGUUUCUUGUGUCUUGUUUUGUCCAAUUACAGCGGAAGUGGGAGAGGGGAGAAGAGCAGAGAAGAAACUCUGCGCCUCCUAUGAUACAGUCGGUGGGUUAAAUUCAAUGCCAUUAAUGCAGACGUCU
Molecule: messenger RNA, 2060 nt
Organism: Dothidotthia symphoricarpi CBS 119687
Lineage: Eukaryota; Fungi; Ascomycota; Dothideomycetes; Pleosporales; Dothidotthiaceae
Product: DUF862-domain-containing protein
Exons: 2
Coding region: 51-1850 (599 amino acids)
Biological process (GO): protein modification by small protein removal
Molecular function (GO): peptidase activity
Source: RefSeq, a predicted model, not a curated record